AUGUGUCAUUUCCUGUUUGCUUGUGUGCUCACGUUGCUCUUUCAGCCGGCGGAUAGCUUCACUUUGAAGCCGACCGAGCGAUAUCCUUGCAGUCCUCUCAAGGAUUUGAAGGGCGACCCUUUUCGAGAAUCCACAGGAAUACGACCGUCGCUGCAUCCAGUCACCAUCAACGCCGUAGCCGAAGCACUGAGACUUCGAUCGCAGAGACAAGAAAACCUGCCGAUUGUGGUGUCGGAGUCGGUAGAACCUUUGCAGGUCGCAUUAACCGCGGGAAGGAUUGCCGCUGAAGCAGUGGCAAAACGCCAACACACGAGCACCUCUGACGGUAUGGCGAUGACCCCCGCGGAAGAGCAGACAAUCGCAGGACGUGUAGUUGGAGUCGUAAUGAGGUUGAAAGAGUUAGAGAUUGAUCUGCAUGGAAGAGUCGCCGCAAUACCAUGGGUAAAAAAGUACGGCGAAUGGGAUAGUUUUGGUGUAAUGGAGAGUGAAUCAGAUCACACAUCGGUUCAUGAUCGCAUCUCAAAGGACCCACUGUUCACUAUGAGUCGCGCAGAAUGCCUGUUAGCUUUGUUUUUGCAUACUGUCGAAGUCCCGCAGUUGGAAAAGCAAGGAUUAGCAGUGCCGGAUAAAAGCCAAAUUGACUUUUUGGACCAAGAUCGAAAAGAUGUGCUCCUGUCUAGCCGUUGA
This is a messenger RNA of Phaeodactylum tricornutum CCAP 1055/1, 687 nucleotides long. RefSeq lists its product with no specific name. NCBI's taxonomy places the organism in Eukaryota, Bacillariophyta, Bacillariophyceae, Surirellales, Neidiaceae. The record is from RefSeq and is a predicted model, not a curated record. The transcript has a single exon. The coding region runs from base 1 to 687 and encodes 228 amino acids.